AAGCGCCUGACCACACCGAAUCGACCUUGAACUUGUCAGUACAAUUUGACAGCAAAACAGUUUUCGGAAGUAUUUUUCGAUAUCAUGCUAUAUUGGAUGCCUUUUUCUCAUUAACGACCAUGUAGAAUUCUGUCAGCUGUAAUCAACUGCUGUUGACAAUAUGAGUUGGUUCAACAAGAUAAGGAGUGAUUCCCGUACGUCAUCCGAUGUAGGAAGUGAAGGGUCUGCUGAACGCAGAUCGCGACGAGACACAGACCCAGGGACAUGUCUUGAAGUUUUCCAAAACCACUGGCAUCAGGCUUACAAAAUCAUUGAGCGAGAUGUUGAAAAUGCUGAAAAAUCAACUGAUGAUGAGAUUAAUGCAGUGAGUCACAAUUUCGAACAGAUGGUGACUUUACUUGCAGAAGAAGAUGGUGAGGAUGGACAAGGAAUGCCUGGGCCUAUUCUGCAUUUUCUUCUUGAACAAGAAAUACUGGAGAAAUUUUGUGGAUGGUGCCAUAGAUACCAUACUGCCAGAGACAACCUUGUAAAUGAAGAGUUACGCAUGUUUGAAACUCUGAUUAGCCAGUCACACCAACUUCUUUUAAUCCAUAAGCCAGUCAUUAGACCAUUAUUAAAUCUACUUGCAUAUUGCUCGGAUGGUUACACCACACCAGGAGUAGAAGAAAACAUGGUACUGGUUCUGCAUCAGUUAUGUGUUUGUAUUUCAAAAGAGAGAGUCAUUCUAGAAAGCUUCUUCAACAUGAAUGCAGACCAUGGGGCGGCAAAGUUCUUGAUAUUUUCCUUGUUGAUUCCCUUCAUACACAGGGAAGGCAAGGUUGGACAGCAAGCCAGGGAUGCCCUCCUGUUGAUUAUGACAUUGUCAGCUAAAUACCCAUACAUUGGCCAAUACAUUGCAGACAACUCUGAUUUUUGCCCAGUGUUGGCGACAGGUCUAAGCGGUUUGUACUCUGAUCUGCCCCGUAAGAUAGUGAUCCCCAGGGAGGACUGGUGUCAGAUGACAGACGAGGAUGUCCAGAGGAUGCCAACGAUGGCCAUGUUCCUAAACUCUCUAGAGUUCUGUAAUGCUGUUGCACAGAUCGCCCACCCGCUCGUCCGAGACCAGCUCAUCAAGUUCAUAUACAACGGUUUCCUAGUGCCUGUUCUUGGUCCCGCCCUUCAUCAGGACAUUUCGGGGUUACCUACCCCGCUUCUUGAUUCACCUAUGUUUUCGAAUUCCCGUGAGGAAGUGAUUACUGCCACAGCGUACCUUGACCUGUUUCUACGGAAGAUCUCAGAGCCAAGUCUCGUGCGUGCCUUCCUGGCGUUUAUCUUUACGGAGAGAAACGAUGAGAUUGUCAUUCUCGACUCACUCGUCACACGCAUCAACAGCAGCUCCAAGUUGUGCCUGGUUUCCCUGUCACUGUUUCAUACGCUGGUGGACCUGAACUGUGAGGAUGUCAUGUUUGACCUCGUCUUCAAGUACCUGAUUCCGUGCCGGCACGUUAUGGUGAGUCAGCGUCGUGCGGUGAAGGACCAGGAUAUCUACUGUAAGAGUGCAGAGAAGUUUCUCUCGUUAAGGCCCACCUGCUGCCUCCCCGAGAUAGACAGUCCUAAACACAGAUUGAAAACAAUUACUUUGAAUGGUGUGUGUGACAUGCCUACUAACAUGCCCAAACCACCUAGCAAGCCCGGUAGAAAACUGUUCCGGUCAAAACGGGACAAGACACUAACACAAAACCAUGUCAGUGACCCUUCUCAGGACAAAGUCAACACUGCCUUUCCACCCGGUACAUUUGGAAGCAAGCUAGAGGAUUUUGAGACCAGUUAUCUGGAAUACUUGGCCGAUGCCCACCUUCGUGUUCUGAAGUGUUCCCAGGCUUGCCACUCAUGGCAAUAUCCGUAUGAUGGUGACGACCCACCAUUCACCAGUUUUGAUGUUGACCCCAGUAACCAGUCUAUAGAACUGUCUAAAGAUUUCACUGAUUCUGUUUCUAACAAGACAGAUGAGAGCAAGUUCGCAUCAACUGAUGCAGAAAAUGUCAGUAGUUUAGAAAGAACCGAUGGUGUAGAAAAUAACUCAAAUGUUGUUCCCAGAAGCUGUGAUAAUAGUGAUUUUAGCAUAGUGGAUAGUGCAAUAGUUAAAACUGAUAUUGGAGAUGAUGAUAUUAGCUUAACAUAUGAAAGGGCCAGUAAGAGAGGACGAUUCACUUCUGAUGAAGACUUCAUUACAAUGCUUGAAGAAAGUGCUAUCCCUCAAGACAAGUCGGCAAAUGUUGAAGAUAGCUUGAAAAACUUAGAGUCAGUUUUAACUACUGUUUCACAAACAAUGUCUAUCUCUUGUACAUCAACACCAAGAAAGGAUCGCAGUUUAGAUGGAGAAUCGAUGGUGCUAGGUGCUGAAGGUGAGAUGAGCUCUGUGUAUUUCGAUUGUGAGACCUCCCAUGCAGACGACAGCGCGGCGUUCAAAUCCAUUGACGACACUUCAUUUGAUGUCAUUGAUGAUCCCACUAGACAAAAAACUACAAACGCUACAGAAUUUGAAAUUGUUGAUACUCAGAUUACCCAAAGUUCAAAUAAAACAAAAGCAGAACAAAGUAGUAAGCCCAGUGAUAUCACUUCAUUUAUUGACAUAUCUUCUGCUGCCCAGAAUUCUGACACAGAAAAGUUGAAUUCAGACACAGACUCUAUGGAAGUCAGCGUACACCAUUUUGGAACAGAAAUACCAAAAUCUUUGCAACCAGUUAGUGGCAUAUUGGUUACCAAGGCGACAGAAGAAGAAAAAGUUGAUGGUCAGACAGGAACUAAGGGAGACAAGUCUGUAAGAUUUUCAGAGACAACUCAGGUGCAGACAAUAGGCUCUGCAAAGUUGUCAUUCAGCAUCGGCCUAAAUCCAUCAGUGAGAGGUGUAGGAACACCAAACAUUGGGCCAUUCCUGACAGCUGUGCUUCUCAAGUUGGAGAGUAUGAUGCAGAACACCCUGCCGGUGAACCUGAUGUUGACGGGUCUCAUCUCUCGUUUGGCUGUGUACAGUCAGCCACUGCUACGAUCCUUUCUCCUUAACCACAAUCUUGUGUUCCAGCCUACCGUCAAGUCACUUGUACAGGUGUUGACAUCAAUACGCCAGAGAGUUGACCACUACUCCUAUACCAUACAGAACUUUGAGGCUCUGUUGUUGCGAGCCCGAAGGACGCUUGCCCAUCGAGAGGGGAACCUCCCAGAGAGAGCCCACUCUCAAACCCCAAGCCCAGAACUCAACACGAAAUUACGGGCUUCUACUGCCGCUGAAAUGCCAUCAAAAGAAAAAAGACACCGCACUCUGACUGAGCUCCUGUUCCGUCGUAAUACACGGGACAAGAAGUCGUUACCCAGCCCAAAUGGAAAUGGGAACAAACUGGAGUUAUUAACAGGCAACCGAGGCAUGCGUUACAUCCACAGACGACCAGACGAAAAUCCCGCCAGCUACGGGGAGUCAUUGAAGACGAGGAACGCAGUUUAUUGCGCCAUCGUGCUUGAAGAGUUUGUGAAAGAGCUGGCUUCUCUAACCCAGGAACACUCAAUACUGUUACAUGAGGAUGAGGAGUUGUGACAUGCUGGGCUAGGAAGGCAGAAAAAUGUAUCAUUUAUCAAUAUUUGCUAAAUUCAAAGAACACUUUGUACUUUAUAUUAGAUUGCUAUAAGGGCCUGCCUGUUUUGGGUUAUUUAUUCAUGGUUUUAAAGAGAAUGGAUUGGAGUAGCAAUUCACUUGAUACUUCUUACAUAUUACCAACUUUUAAUGGCAUAAGCGAUUGUUAAGUAACGACUGAUUAAUUUCUAAAUAAUAUUAUAUGAAUAAAACUUCAUUGCUCCUUUUUUAAAAAUUAUUAAUUUCAUUUAUUUAAAAUAAUUAAGUUUUAAAAAAAAUCUGGAAAAUUGGCAAUAUUUUUUAGUAUUUGCUUUUUUAGGUUAUUUUUAGUUAGUUUAUAGCUUCGUGAAGAGUUCCUCACAUGUACCUAAAUAUGGCUAUUUCAAGAGACAAGGUUAUAUUUUAUGUUGUUAUUGUAUUUUAAUAAAUUACCUCAUGCUUAUUUAUAAGAGCACUGCUUUACACUUCCGUUCAUAUGUUUUACUGCAAUUGAAAGUUUAUAUAUUUUAAUGCUAUCUACAGUUUGUAUCUUCAUUUUGACAUUCAUUUUAGGCUUUUAGCCAAGGAUGAAAUUAAGCUGAAAUUGGGCUUUGCUUUAAGUAACUUUAAGUACCUGUCUAUGUUUUAUCUUUCUAAAAUCUUACUUUAAAAACAUGAUAAAUUCUAGUUAUUUUGUCAUACUUUAUAAUUAUGAAAAUUUAUAGGUUUAUUUAAAGCCCCUUGUUAAGCAGAAAAUGGAAAUAUUGACAUCCUGUUCUUAUUUGGAAGUACUCUAUGUUUCAUUUAUUUGCAAUAAGAAAUGUACGAGUAACAUUUUUUUGAUUUUACAUUUUAUUCAUUUAAGUUAGCAGUAAGUAUUCAGAUGACAUGGACUUAUAUAAUGGUAAGCAGCCUAGCUCUUCAAACAAAACAUGGAUUUGUAUCUCGAGUUGCUUAAGUUCUGGACCAAGUUUCAAUAAAACAUCUUAGGCUUCUUAGCUGUAAAUCUUGCGCUGCGUAAGAGUGCUCAGGUAUGCCUGUAAUGUUAUGGGCCGAAUCAAUGCCAUAAAUAACAUUCAAGAAAUCGGACUACACGCUAUAAAUGUCCUUAAGAUAUUUUUUAUUGAAAGGCAGUUUACGUAAAAAACGUUGUUACGCAUGUAGAUUUACGUACUUAAGUUUUACAAUCUUUAUUGAAAUGAGGGGCUGUGAAAUUUUGGGCAUUUUAUGUUUUAACCAUACCAUAAAACUUGUGAGUGCUUUGUUUCAACAAAGAUUAAAAAAUAUUUUAUUUUCCAAUUUUAAGUCUGUUGAAUAAACAUCAAAGGGUUCUUUAUAAUUCUGUUUGAACUGAUAAUAUGUACUUGUUGCCCUGCCUUUAGUAAUUGCAUACUGUGGCCAAUAGUCAUUAAAUGUACAGUGUGUAUUUUAUGUCGUUCAUUUAGUUCUGAUAGUUUUUAGACAUUUAUGAGCAAAAUGCCUUACUUAUAUAUAUUCAAUAACUAUUUUAAAUGCUUUAUACGUUAUCUUAGGUUAUUUUGUUUCGCUUGACAUUACUGUUUACAUUUCAGCUUAUGAUUUUAAAUUGAUAUUCAUAUUAUGGGCACAUGUUUUUAGCAAUGAAAUGAGUUGAAAUUUGAUUCUUCAAAUAUUUGUCACAAUGAUGUGGUGUAAGAAAGAAACGAGGGCUCUUCUUCAUAUAACACAAUGAUUUACCCUCUUUCAUAAAAGUAUUGUUUUUCUUAUGAAUGUUUAAAUAAUUUGGCUGCUCAGUAUACCAAUAUCUCUAAAAUCCAUUACAGGGAAAUUAACAUAUAAUUUUAUGAAUUAUUUGACAUUUAUUAUGGUAGGUUUUAACAGGUUUUUUGGUACUAACAUUUUAUACCCCCUUAAAGAUUAUCUGUGACAUUAUUCAUAAUACAACUUAAGUACUUUUUUUUUUAUCUUAAAACAAAUUCCUAUGUUUUUCAUACUCAAUUUUUAAAAGAAUUGCAAGCGUGUUUUUUUUCGUUGUUUAUUUCAUAAAACUAAUGAGAAUUAAGUAUUUUAGAUAUUAACAAGUUUUUAUACCAUAUGACCAGCGAUAUUCUUAACUUAAGAAAAAAUGACUUAAGAUGUUUUAUGAAUACCUGUCUUGGGGGGCUAUAUAGGAAUUGUGUUUGUCCCAUUGUAACCCUGGAAACCUCAUAGGAAUGUUGGUCAGCAAGGGUUGUUGUGUUCCUGCAAUUUGUUUGACAUGUCAAUCUGUUGAACAAUAGUUAUGGACAUUGAAAGAUGGUAAACAUGGUCUGCAAAUUAUUGUGUUGCAUUUAACUCCAAAAAUAUUGCACCUACAGUCAUGAAACUUCAUAGAAAUGUUGGCCAGCACGGGCAGUUGUGAACAUGCAUUUUGUUUGACAUUUCUCUUUUCUCUUGAAGAAGUAAAAAUGGUCCGAAAAUAUUGUGCCGCAUAAAGCCCAAAAAGUAUUACAAACCUACUUUCAUGAAACUUCAUAGAAAUGUUGGCCAGCACGGGCAGUUGUGAACAUGCAUUUUGUUUGACAUUUCACUUUUCUCUUGAAGAAGUAAAAAUGGUCAGAAAAUAUUGUGCCGCAUAAAGCCCAAAAAGUAUUACAAACCUACUUUCAUGAAACUUCAUAGGAAUGUUGGUCAGGAUAGGCAGUUGUGAACAUGCAUUUUGUUUGACAUUUCACUUUUCUCUUGAAGAAGUAAAAAUGGUCAGAAAAUAUUGUGCCGCAUAAAGCCCAAAAAGUAUUACAAACCUACUUUCAUGAAACUUCAUAGGAAUGUUGGCCAGGAUAGGCAGUUGUGAACAUGCAUUUUGUUUGACAUUUCACUUGGCCAUUGAAGUUGGUCUGCAAAAUAUUUUAUCACAUAAAUUGUAUUUGACCAAUGCUCUUGAAACUUCAAAGGAAUGUUGGUCAGUUUUAUAAUGCACAUGCCCGUGCUAUUAAUUCCAAAAUAUGACAACCAUCCCUGUGUCCAGGUGGUGUCUGGGAAGAAUGUGUCUUGGGUAUUCAUCGCUUCAGGGACAGCUUUAGUUUUCAUUUUUUUGUUAUACAGCCUAUGUUUAUUUGAUUUCUUGCCAGUAAUGCAUUGUUGCCUUAAGCUCAGGUUUAAAUCUUAAAACUAUGGUUCUGCUUGAAACAGUUUGCCCUAUCUAUCUUUUAUGUUCUCAAGACAUUAGGCCGAUUGUUCAGAACGUUGUGCAAGUUAACGUUGUUAAUGUCUUCGUUGUUAACUUUCAAACAUGUGGUGUUCUGAAAGAUUAAUGGAUAUACUUGUAAUGUGCAGUAUGUGAGACAACUCUUUAAGCUGUACUUCUUUUAUUUAGAUCUAUUAGCACAUUAUCAAGUAUUUCAAAUUUAAAAUUGUGAACUGUAACAAUGUUCUGAACUAUCGCCAGAUUGUCCUUAUUGCAAUUGGUAGAAAAAUUUAAUGUUGCUUUGAAAGUAAAUUAACAAGUUUUGAUGUGCACAAUGAAGUAUUGUGAAAGUCCCUAUGAAUAAAUGAAAUAACCAUACAUAUCACUUGCACUGAUUUAUGCACAUAACUGGCAGCAAAUGUCGCAGCCCUGCACUGAAUGUAUUCAAUGUAUAACUUAUAUUACUAUAUGUCAUUACUCAUUAAGCUUGUAAGAAACCCCAUUUUGAACUAGGAAAAAAGUAAAAAAACAUUUUGACACUUUUUAUGUUGUCUUUUUUAAUCAUGUUCUAUUGAAAAUGUAGGCAAGUCGUGCAAUUUGUAUAAAUUUAUUUGGAGUAUUUUAGGUUGUUUUUCAGGGUUUCAGGCACACAUUUUUCCAUUUAUGGACUUGAAUGUUACUGCCAUGUUUGUCUUUAAUCAGCUUUUAUUAAGGCUGUUUCACAUUUCUUCCCCCAAUUUGUUUUACAUUCUUUGUUUUAUUUUAAUUAAUUACACGUUCAAACAUCAUCAUGAUGACUAAAAUCAACAUUACUAAAAAUCUUUCCAAAUGUUACAUAUUUCAAAGUUUAAUCAUAUCUUUUAAAGGUUGUGUGGUACCUGUUUGUGCUUCCAAACUCUUAAGAUAGUGCAACCCCUUUACGCCAGCGAUGGACUUAAUUGGGUUGCGCUACCUUCAACUCAUUGCUUAAUAAAUGAAGUUCGGGGGCAGUAUUCAUAAAGCAUCUCAAGUUAUUUCCUUACUUAAGUCACUUUCUUAUUUGGGUAUCUAUUUAGUCAUAUGAAAUAAAAACUUAAAAAUUUCAAAAUACAUUCUUUUCAUUGACCUUAUUCAAACAAAAUACUUAAAUGUAAAAAUACAUUUCUUUUCUUUUAAUUUGACUAUGAAAAUAUUAAUAAGUCGAAAUUAAGUUGGAAAAUUACUUAAGAUGCUUUAUGAAUACAUCCCCGGAUCUAUUCAUGGAUCUAUUCACGGAUCUAUUCACGAUACAUGCAUGUUUUUGGCGUCAUGUAUUUUGUCCCACGUUCCGGCUUAACGAGCUUUGUUUUAUGUAGACUUGUUACAUAUCAUCUUUACUAGUUAUUGUAUAUGCGUUUGUAUCCCUAGUCAAACACUAUAAGCCGCAAUAAACUUUCCACUAA
Messenger RNA from Mya arenaria, 8149 nucleotides. Its product is annotated as FHF complex subunit HOOK interacting protein 1B-like. Lineage: Eukaryota; Metazoa; Mollusca; Bivalvia; Myida; Myidae. The coding region runs from base 161 to 3568 and encodes 1135 amino acids. The record is from RefSeq and is a predicted model, not a curated record. The transcript has 14 exons.